Molecule: messenger RNA, 663 nt
Organism: Cyclopterus lumpus (lumpfish)
Lineage: Eukaryota; Metazoa; Chordata; Actinopteri; Perciformes; Cyclopteridae
Gene: fev
Product: FEV transcription factor, ETS family member
Exons: 3
Coding region: 1-663 (220 amino acids)
Biological process (GO): regulation of transcription by RNA polymerase II; cell differentiation
Cellular component (GO): nucleus
Molecular function (GO): DNA-binding transcription factor activity, RNA polymerase II-specific; sequence-specific DNA binding
Source: RefSeq, a predicted model, not a curated record
AUGAGACAGGACUGCGGAGGAAACCUCAUGUUCAACAUGUAUCUCUCAGAUCCAACAGAAAAUCUGUUGAAGGAAAGCAAAGGAACAUCUUGGGGUCCACUAAACACAGGAGUACAGAAAGGUAGCGGGCAGAUUCAGCUGUGGCAGUUCCUGCUGGAGCUCCUCUCUGACAGCGCCAACAUGUCGUGCAUCGGCUGGGAGGGAACCAACGGCGAGUUCAAGCUCAUCGACCCGGACGAGGUGGCUCGGCGCUGGGGGGAGCGCAAGAGCAAACCCAACAUGAACUACGAUAAGCUGAGCCGGGCGCUGCGCUAUUAUUACGACAAAAACAUCAUGACCAAAGUCCACGGCAAGCGGUAUGCCUACAAGUUUGAUUUCCACGGCUUGGCGCAGGUUUGCCAGCCGUCCACCACAGAGCAGGCCAUCUACAAGUUUCAGGGUAACUUCUCCCCGAUUCCCUUCACCGGGAUUUCCAAACUGAACCUCAUGGCUCCCGGGGUGGGGCCGCCGGGUUUCUCCUACUGGCCCGGCUCCCCUCCGGCGGCUCUGUAUCACAGCCACAGCCUCCAGCCACCAGGGCCCUUUGGCACCGUGUCUCCGUCCCACAUCAGCUGUGUCAACAACAUCAGCAGCCUCACUAACAUCAAUAACCAUUACAACUGA